UCCAAUAAUUUCCCCUACCCGCCAAUUUAUUCACUGCUCAAACCAUCUUCGCUUCACUUACGAGCACUGAAACUGCCAUGGACAUACUGGCUCCAUUUCACCACCUUAUCCCAGAUUUCCUUCAAAGCCCACUUACCCACAAGCCACAAAAAAGCCAUUCCUUCAAUUCCCUUGCUCUUGGUGUCACCAACACUUCCCCUGAAACCCCAUUCCUUGCUUCUCUUCCGUCAUCUCUGCCGAAAUCUGACUUUUGUAUUCUAAGUGAGUUUAGCGAGAUAAGAACUUUGAAUUUAGUGAAGGUGAUGCAUGCCCAGAUGAUAAAAAUGUCUGACAGGGGGGAGAGUUGGGAUACCAUGGGAAACAGUUUGGUGACAUAUUACUUGGAAUUUGGUGAUUUCAAGUCGGCUGCAAUGGCAUUCUUUCUGGGUUUUGUGAGGAACCAUCUUUUAUGGUAUUCCUUUUUGGGAGAGUUUAGAAGUUUUGGGGGUGAUCCACGUGAAAUUCUUGAUGUUUUCAGGCAGUUGCAUUGUGGAGGAGUAGUGUUUGACAGUAAGGUUCUGACCGUGGUUCUAAAAAUUUGCGCAAGUUUAAAGGAUUGGUGGCUUGGAGUGGAGAUUCAUGCUUGUUUGAUCAAGAGGGGCUUUGUUUUAGAUGUAUAUUUGAAGUGUGCACUGAUCGCGUUUUAUGCGAGUUGUUGGGGCAUAGAGAGUGCAAAUCAAGUAUUCCACGAAAUUCCGGAGAAAGAAGAUCUGCUCUGGAAUGAGAUUAUCAUGGCAAAUCUGCGGAAUGAGAGAUGGGUGGAAGCUCUUGACUUAUUUCGUGAAAUGAAGUUUUCGGGUGGGAAACCCACGACUGUUACAAUUGUGAAAGGACUGCAAGCUUGUGGGAAAAUGGGAGCUCUCAAUGAAGGAAAGCAAAUUCAUGGGUAUGUUUUACGAUGUGCAUUAGAAUCAAAUUUGCCGAUAUGCAAUUCCCUGAUUAGCAUGUACUCCAGAAAUUACAAACUUGAACUAGCUAAGACAGUUUUUAAGUCAAUGAGAGAUCGUAACUUAACUUCAUGGAAUUCGAUUAUCUCAGGUUAUGCUGGACUUGGUUGUUUGAAAGAUGCCUGGGGUUUUUUUCAUGAAAUGGAAGUGUCUGGUGUUAAACCAGACAUCGUAACUUGGAAUUGCCUUUUAUCAGGCCACUUUUUUCAUGGCUCAUACAAAGAAGUCCUGAAAAUUUUGAGGAGAAUGGGAAGUGUGGGCUUCAUGCCAAAUUCAAGCUCUAUCACUAGUGCUAUUCAAGCAGUUACUGAAUUGGAGUCCAUGAAUUUUGGGAAAGAAAUUCAUGCCUAUGUGAUAAGAAAUGGGCUUGAUCACCAUGAUGUAUAUGUAGGAACUUCAUUGCUGGACAUGUAUGUGAAGAACAAUUGCUUAACUAGUGCUCAAGCAGUUUUUAAUAAUAUGAAGAACAGAAACAUUUUUGCUUGGAAUUCAUUAAUAUCAGGAUAUUCCUUCAAGGGCCUUUUUGAAGAUUCUGAAAAGCUAUUGAAGCAGAUGGAAAAGGAAGGAAUCAAACCCGAUUUAGUGACAUGGAAUGGUCUGGUUUCAGGGUAUUCAAUGUGGGGCUGCAGUAAGGAAGCUCUGGCUGUGAUUGAUCGCGUCAGAAGUUCAGGAUUAUCACCUAAUGUGGUAUCAUGGACGGCUCUAAUAUCAGGCUGUUCACAGAAUGAAAACUACAGGGAUUCUGUUGACUUUUUCAUCCAAAUGCAGGAAGAAGGUAUCAAGCCCAACUCAGCAACCAUAUCCAGCUUACUUAGAACUUGUGCAGGCCUAUCUUUGUUACAUCAGGGUCGAGAGAUACACUGUUUUAGCAUAAAAAAUGGUUUCAUUGAAGAUGUAUUUGUAGCCACAGCACUUGUCGACAUGUACAGCAAGUCAGGCAAGCUAAAAAAUGCCCAUGAGGUUUUCAGAAAGACUCAGAACAAGACAUUGGCCUCCUGGAAUUGUAUGAUCAUGGGAUUUGCCAUUUAUGGCCUUGGAAAAGAGGCAAUUUCUCUUUUUGAUCUGAUGUGUGGGAUGGGCAUCCAGCCAGAUCCUAUAACCUUUACAGCUAUCCUCUCUAGUUGCAAGAACGCAGGUUUGGUUAAUGAAGGAUGGAAAUACUUUGAUAGAAUGAGCACAUACCAUAGUAUAAACCCAACGAUUGAACAUUAUUCUUGUAUGGUAGAUCUUCUAGGGAGAGCUGGUUAUCUCGAUGAAGCUUGGGAUUUCAUUCAAAAUAUGCCACUAGAGCCAGAUGCUACCAUUUGGGGCGCUCUUCUUGGAUCCUGCAGAAUCCAUAAAAACAUCGAGUAUGCGGAGAUUGCAGCAAAGAAACUAUUUCAGUUAGAACCAUAUAACUCUGCUAAUUAUUUCUUGAUGAUGAGCUUAUAUGCCAUUUCAAAUAGAUGGGAGGAUGUUGAGCGUCUUAAAGACUCGAUGGGUCUUGAAGGGGGGAAGAGCCAGCAGGUGUGGAGCUGGAUACAAAUUAAACGCAGGAUUCAUUUUUUCUUUGCAGAAGAGAAGCCCCAUCCAGAUACAGGAGAGAUAUAUUUCGAGCUAUAUCAGUUGGUUCAUGAAAUGAAGAAAAUGGGAUAUGUGCCUGAUGUCAGCUGCGUAUAUCAGAACAUCGAUGAGGUUGAGAAGGAAAAGUUGCUGCUUAGUCACACUGAGAAGUUAGCAAUUACUUAUGGACUGAUGAAGAUGGAAAGUAGUACACCCAUUAGGGUGAUUAAGAACACGAGAAUGUGUUCUGACUGUCACAAGGCAGCAAAAUAUAUGUCUUUGGUACGGAAACGUGAGAUUAUCGUCAAAGAUGGCAUUCGAUUUCACCAUUUUAGAGUAGGAAAGUGUUCCUGCAAUGACUGCUGGUAAUGAGGCCACAGUCAAUGUCUUUCUGCAUUAGCAUCACGUUAAGCUCUUAGCAUUAGCAACGAUGAAUCAGUUGGCUCAAAGCAUUUAGCAGAAGAUACAUGUGAGUGGGGCGAGGCUACAAAUUGGAAUAGGAUCCUUAUUUAUUUCAUGGUCAGAAUUUAAAGUUUGUACACGUAAUGGUUGUCUCAUAUCUAUACCGUACCCUGAUAUGGAAGGAAUUUUAUUUGAA
Molecule: messenger RNA, 3126 nt
Organism: Alnus glutinosa
Lineage: Eukaryota; Viridiplantae; Streptophyta; Magnoliopsida; Fagales; Betulaceae
Product: pentatricopeptide repeat-containing protein At4g01030, mitochondrial
Exons: 1
Coding region: 78-2897 (939 amino acids)
Biological process (GO): RNA modification
Molecular function (GO): RNA binding; zinc ion binding; protein binding
Source: RefSeq, a predicted model, not a curated record